Messenger RNA from Sodiomyces alkalinus F11, 923 nucleotides. RefSeq lists its product as hypothetical. The record is from RefSeq and is a predicted model, not a curated record. NCBI's taxonomy places the organism in Eukaryota, Fungi, Ascomycota, Sordariomycetes, Glomerellales, Plectosphaerellaceae. Gene Ontology annotation, molecular function: structural constituent of ribosome. Bases 5 to 613 code for a protein of 202 amino acids. Gene Ontology annotation, cellular component: ribosome; mitochondrial small ribosomal subunit. Gene Ontology annotation, biological process: mitochondrial translational initiation; translation. The transcript has a single exon.
AUGCAUGCGCACGCCAUUUUCUCCGACAUCACUUCCAUCCUCUCGAUUCCUCACAACGACCUCCCCCCUGCUGAACCCGCGCGACGUCCUCCGUCCCUCCUCCAACCACCCCAAACCAACCUGGGCCUCCCGAACCAACCCCAGCCCCAACGCCAGCACUCCCACCUCCACGCUGCCGACGCCGCCGCCGCCGCCGCCCCCUCUGUCGGGCAAAACCAGCGGCAGCAACGCGCUCGAGAAAGCCGCAGCGACAGACCACGUCUACGACGCGACGUCCGACACAUUCGACCUCUCCAAGAUGAUCGCGGACGAGUCGGCCGCCUUCAUGCGCACGCACUACACGGACCGGCCCCAGACCGAGAUGCGUCUCAAGCCCGUCCUGGGCCGCACCGUCAAAGUCACCAACAACAUGGACAUGGCCGGCGCUCUCAAGCAGCUGGAUCGCGUCUGCAAGGCCAACAGGCUGUACCGCUACACGCAGAUGCAGCGUUUCCAUGAGCGCCCCGGCCUCAAGCGCAAGCGGCUCAAGAGCGAGCGCUGGCGCGCGCGCUUCAAGGUCGGUUUUGUCGCUGCCGUCAAGAGGGUGCAGGAGCUGAAGAAGCAAGGGUGGUGAGAAUGCAUGUAGGCUUCUUGACAGUGUAGGAAUACGGGUGUUGGGUCCUCUUCUAUACGGUCAUGGAAAGACAAGGUCGGUCAUGUCAUCUGGAAAAGAAGGGGCUGCUGCGUUGUUGACCAGGACCAACCCCUGUACUGUAUCCGGUUAUGUAAAACAAUAGAGCAAACAUUCUGCGGCCUCGAGAGUCAAUGCGAUGGAUAAAAGACUGGUGUGAGAGUUUCCGACUCGUUUUCUUCGUGGUCAUGUCAUACCGGGCUUCGGUAAUCACUCGACUGUGACCGAGAGGAUUCAUGGGUGGUUCUCCCAA